Molecule: messenger RNA, 3202 nt
Organism: Anneissia japonica
Lineage: Eukaryota; Metazoa; Echinodermata; Crinoidea; Comatulida; Comatulidae
Product: E3 ubiquitin-protein ligase TRIM71-like
Exons: 1
Coding region: 1-2223 (740 amino acids)
Biological process (GO): positive regulation of DNA-templated transcription
Cellular component (GO): chromatin; nucleoplasm
Molecular function (GO): ubiquitin-protein transferase activity; protein binding; zinc ion binding
Source: RefSeq, a predicted model, not a curated record
AUGGCUGAAAAUGAGUUGAAGAAAUUAUUAGGAGAUACAAGCAAAUGUUCAAUUUGCUUAGAAACGUGUCAAGAACUAAAAACAUUAAAUUGCCAACAUAGCUUCUGCCUUCUUUGUCUUCAAAAAUGGAUGACAAGAAAGGGUGCACUGGAAUGUCCAAAUUGCCGCCAAAUGCAUCCAGUUCCUGAGGGUGGGCUUCGAACACUGCCAUCGUAUGCAAUGGAAUUAAAAACUGCUAAACACUUUGAUAGACUCUGUGAUAUUAACAUCAAGUGCUGUUGUGGUAGGUGCAAUGCAGUCUUUUAUUGCCAGGAUUGUCAUCAGUAUUUGUGUACUUCUUGCACAAAUACUCAUGAAAAAUUCCCUGCACUUAAGGACCACAUACUACAGCCAAUCAGUGCUAAAUCACCUUCCCCAGAAAAACUGCACCAGACCUUGUGCCCACUACAUGAGAAAGAGUUGGAAUUUUAUUGCAAAGUUUGUAAAACUCCAAUUUGUCAAAAGUGUGCUAUAACAGAUCACAGUGAAUAUGAUGGACAGCAUGAGCCAAUCAGAGCUUCUGAUGCAUUCAAUGACCUCAGAGUAACAGCAAAUUCUUUGAUGGCUCAAGCUGAUUUCCACAAACACAAGGCACAAGCAGGAAUCAGCAAAUGUACUGCAAAUGCCUCUGAACUUAGUAAAAGAAGAAAUAAUAUUAUGAAGGACAUCAACAAAACUGUGGAAGAAAUGAUAAAAUUGGUAAGGGAAACAGAAAUUACAGUAGUAGGAAAGUUGGAAGAUGUCUGUAAAGCAAAGAACAGGAAAAUUAAUUCUCAAAUUGAUAAACUCAAAUCAACUAUAUCAGAUAUUGAAGGAAAACAAAAUUAUAUCUCAACAUUAUUGGAAAGUGGUGAUGCAACAGCUCUCAAUACAUGUCAACAAAUAAUCAGGGAGCUGCAAGACAUCAUUGCUGUCCUACCAGAGACAGAACCCAGAGAUGAUGGGAAGGUUUACUUCUCUCCAACAAAAGACCACACACCAGUAUUGACCUCUUUGAAGAACCUGGGAAUAGGUCAUGUUAGUGAAAAACCAAAUGAAAACAUUUUCGAAGUUGUAUCUGAAAAUCCAAUGACUGUGACAUGUUAUCAACCUUUUAAUGUUGAAAUAGAUCAAAAACAUGAGUGUGAGAUAGACAUCAAUGACCUGACAGUAUCAAAAUGGGAGAUGAGAGCUUCCUCAACAAAAUACGCUUCAAUGAAAUACACUGCAUCACAAUACACUUCCACUAUAAGAAUCGUUAAAUCUGAGGGAAAAUAUUUUAUUAAAGGAACUUCAAGUACAGAUUUGACACUGGAUGUCAAGUUUUGUAAUUCUUCAAUAAAAGGAUCACCAAUUAAAAUCAUUGUUCAACCUGUUGGAAUUGUACGACGUAUCACAAACGUUGGUCGAUCUACUCGGAUUAUGGGUAGCAAUAUAGGUAUCCAAGAUUUAAUGAUGUCUGACAAUGGUCGGUUUUUAGUUGUUUGUAACACAAAUGAGGUUUUCAGGUUUGGAGACACAGGAGCAUUUAUCAGCACUAUCAAAUUACCAUCAGUAUCAAAGGUCCAAAGAAUAUACAAACUGAAAAACAACAACCUAAUAUUCUUGGACUGGAUUAAUUGUAACGUAACAAUUUGCAAACAAGAUGGUCAGCUGAUGAAAUCAAUAUCCACUGGUCAGUCAUCUCGGAGUUUGCCUUCUGGUAUUGCUGUGAAUGAAGAAUUAGAUUUAAUGUAUGUUGCUGACCAAACUGCCCAUUGCAUUCACAUUUUCAACAUGGCAAGCAAUCUAAAAAUAGAAACGUUCGGAUCAAAGGGUAGGCUUGAAGGACAGAUUAACGGUCCAUCUGGUGUUGCCGUAACAAAAGAAGGGAAUCUCAUUGUGGCUGACAUUCAAAAUCACAGAGUGCAAUUAUUUGGUUCUGAUGGUCAAUUCAUUAAAGUUCUUAUUGGUGGAGGGGAUAAAGAUGGAAUGGUAAUAAGGCCCUCCAGAGUAGGUGUUGAUUAUGAUGACAACAUUAUUGUAGUCAGUGAAUGCAAAGUACAGCUCUUUGACAAGCAUGGCAAGUUCCUUAGAGUGAUUCAUCAGAUUGAGAAGGGAGAGAAAAAUUAUUUUGCUAUUUCGAUCGUCUGUCAUUUCCCUAGAAGACUUGCAUUAGCAAAAGUAAAUUCAGUUACGAUGGAUGUGCAAGUAAUUAAUUAUUAAUCUAGCAAUGUACGAACUCUGUCCAAACUAUCAAACUUUCUUUUCCAAAAAACUGUUGUAUGCCCAUAUAUAGUCAUGAUGUGCCUAAUUAUGGUCAUGAUGUGAUGUCAUCAUGACUAUAUUUAGGCAUGUCACAUGUUCUGUCAAAUAAAAUUUGAUAGCCUAGACAGGGCAUUACAAUUAAAUCAAUAUUACUGAAUAGUAAUUAAAACUUAAAAUGGCAGUUCUAAAUUGAUGAAUUUUAUCACGUGAUAUUGUAAGUAUUAUACACUGCAAGAAAUUAUUAAAUAACAAGUCUAGAAAAUGCAACAAUUAAAUCACAUAUCAGUUUUGUACGGUAAUAGUUAAAACUUAAAAGGGCAGGUAAACAUUGAUGAAUUUUGUAGAUAUUUUACAUAUGACUACAAGUAAGUAAUUAUUAAAUAACAAGUCUGUAUAACAAUUAAAUCACAUAAUUUUAAUAAUAACUAAAACUUAAAUGACAGCUAAAUAUUGAUAUAUUAUUAGGUGAUAUUGUAGAUAGUGUGUAUGAAUGCAAAGAAACAAGAUAAAGUUACAUUGUAAAUACAGCAAUAAUUUCAAGAUUGUAUUUUUCUUUUUGUUCUUGUGUUUUUAGUUUUAUAGCUGCUAGAAGUAACUAGCUGUUCUGUUGAAGUUGUUUUUUUUUUUGUUAAUUUGGUAUAUGACUGGGCUGUAAGCUUUGGGCUGCCACUAUGAAAUAACAUGAAAUUAUUAUUAUAUAUCUAUUAAAUAAUAUCUAAAUUAACAUUUUCAAUGAGACUAAUAACCUGAAGUAUUCUUGCUAUGAUAUUGUUAUAAGAGUUUUCUGAUUUGGUAAACAAUAGUGACACUGAAAAAUAAGAUCUAUUUUAUGAACUGAAAUUGUAGAAUUUUUUGAGACUGUAGACAUAUUCAUACCCUGAUGAAGCCCACUGUGCAGACAAAAGCUUGAGCUAAUAAAUUUUACUGUAUCUUUAAA